UUGUCGGGAGUCGGGACGAGGGUAGAACGUGGCGCAGGGUCCCUGAUGAUUGAUAUCGGGGGUUAUCAAGCCACAUUUGGCGGGGUAUUUUGUAUUGGCAAUUUUCGUUGCGCCAUACCACCGACCAGGACCCUUGAUGAAGGAUUCGUUGCGCUGGUAUCGCAGGUUUCUAUGCUGUUUCAAGGAGCCUCUGCUUUCCUCGACGCGGUAUAAACAUGCGGUGAUUAGGCUAAGUUGAGGUGUUGUAUGAGAGUACGUACGUUAUUACCAAUACCCGUCCCGACGCCAAAAAGAUGCCGGAACACCGAGCCGCGACAUUGCAAAAUAGCGACCCCACGGCUUCAUGGAUCUCCCAUGGGUCAGUCUCCGGGUCAGACAUGCAACAGCAUGGAGAAGAGCAGACUUUUCCCGCGGCUACGCACCGCGACCAAGUCUCUUUUCGGACGGAAUGGGAUGGGAUGGGAUGGGACCUUACGAGAGGGCUACAAAGAGCCAACAUUGGUAAUUAAGAGUACAUGGCAUGCCGCCAAGGAGGGUACAUGUGCAAGGUAGCGAUCACGUCAUUUGAACUAAACAGCCUCCAAUUUUUACC
This is a messenger RNA of Colletotrichum acutatum, 592 nucleotides long. RefSeq lists its product as uncharacterized. The transcript has 2 exons. Bases 247 to 552 code for a protein of 101 amino acids. The record is from RefSeq and is a predicted model, not a curated record. Lineage: Eukaryota; Fungi; Ascomycota; Sordariomycetes; Glomerellales; Glomerellaceae.